UGCUGUCCUCUCUGAGAAGCAUUUGGGCAAGAUGGCCACACAUUUGAGGCUGGCUAGUAAGAAAUGCACUGUGAUUGGCGGCUCAGGAUUCCUUGGUCACCACCUGGUGGAGCAGCUGGUAGAAAAAGGCUACUCAGUCAAUGUGUUUGACAUUCGCAAAGGCUUUGAUAACAGCAAGGUGCAGUUUUAUCUGGGCAAUCUCUGCCAGAAAGAGGAUCUACUCCCGGCUCUACAAGGUGUGACUGUGGUGUUUCAUUGUGCCUCGCCUGCACCUUCUAGCAACGAUCGAGAACUUUUCUACAGGGUCAAUUAUUUGGGGACCAAGGCAGUCAUUGAGGCUUGUAAAGAAGCUGGUGUCCAGAAACUGGUGUUGACCAGCAGUGCCAGUGUUGUCUUUGAGGGUACCGACAUCAAGGGUGGAACAGAAGACCUCCCUUAUGCCAAGAAGCCCAUUGAUUACUACACGGAAACAAAGAUUCUGCAGGAGAAGGAGGUGCUGAAUGCCAGCGACCCAGAGAAGAAUUUCUUCACCACUGCUAUCCGCCCACAUGGCAUAUUUGGACCUCGGGACCCUCAGCUCGUUCCAGUCCUCAUCCAGGCAGCCAAGAGCGGCAAGAUGAAAUUCAUCAUUGGCGAUGGGAAGAACUUGGUGGAUUUUACCUUUGUGGAAAAUGUGGUCCACGGGCACAUCCUGGCUGCAGAGCAGCUUCAAAGGGAUUCUCACCUGUGUGGAAAGGCUUUUCAUAUCACAAAUGAUGAGCCCAUUCCCUUUUGGGAAUUCUUGUCUCGCAUCCUCACUGGCCUGAACUAUGACCCUCCCAAAUACCACAUCCCUUACUGGUUAUCUUAUUAUUUAGCCCUUCUCAUCUCCCUGGUUUCGCUGCUGUUGAGUCCCCUUGUUACGAUUCAUCCCACCUUCACUCCCAUGCGGGUUGCUCUUGCUGGGACUUUCCACUACUACAGCUGUGAGCAAGCCAAGCGGGACCUGGGGUACAAGCCGGUGGUUUGCCUGGAUGAAGCCAUCUCAAGGACCAUCAAAAGUUAUCUCCAUCUCCGCAGGACCACAUGAUGGUCUGAAUUCCAAGCAAACAUCUCCUGAACCUCUGCUAUAGGCUCCACGUUGGCUCCCUGAUUGGUCUUUCCCUUCAGUCCACUUGCCACCGGGAAGCCUCAGUUUGGAACAACUCAGCCUUCUGAGGCAGCACUACUUCAAGCAAUGCGUCCAGAGUAGCUGCUGGCCCAGGAUGUGCCCAAUUUUGUACAGGUGUACCUUUUUCAAAGGCCUUGACAUGUAAGGUGCAUUGACUCUGUGGAAUUUCAGAGGAGAUUGAGGGGUUCUUGCUGAAGUAUCUUUUCAGCAUGUCACAUUUUGGGCAUAAAUAGAUUGCUGUGUUUAAGAGUGAGAGGUGGGAAUCUUUUGAGCUUUGUCAUUGCUAAGGGAGGGGCCAGGUGCUUGGACUGAGGAGAAACGGAAGAGUUUAGACUGAUAGUCUGGGGCCAGUAAUUUCUGAAGCUUGUUGGGUUCUUGGUAUCCUUUGAACUUGCUUCUCUUCCUAAACAAGCCCUUCCUCACCACAUGCAUAUUAACCAACACCCAGAUAAGUAGGUGCCAUCAGAACUUAAAAGACUCCACCUGAAAAACAAUCAAGGAAGGGAAAAAAAACAACAACCCAAUCAAAACUGGUAGGACAGUCUACCACAUAUAAACAGCCAGCAAACCCCACCCCUUCCCUGCACUGAAGAUGCUACCUAGCCUGGUAAUGAAAUGUCUGCAGGAAGAAAAGCUCAGAGAACAUCCGGAACCCAAUGGUUCAACCCUGAACCUGUAUAUUCUGUACUAUGAAGCAGAGUACAUGGUUUUAGUGCCAGCUAAUCCAUUAGGAAGUCUUGAAGGUUCUUCCGAAAUAGCUCUUUGCUGGCUCUUUUAAAUCAUGGUUCUCCUUUAUUGGAAAUGUAGACUAUGGAAAAGUGAUCUUAGGAAAUAAAGACUCUCAACUGAAUGAAUUUGGCUUGGACGCAUAUUGUUUCUGCUGACUCCAUGUUUUCCCAAAGGCAUGUGAUUCCUUAGUUUUAGGCCCUGCCUUUCCUCCAGUUGCAUACAGAGUGUCCCGUUCUCUAAUUUUUGCCCACAGCAAUUAUCCUGGAAGUAGGUUGGGCUAAGAGAAAGUCCGAACUUCUGCCAGAGGCUUUCCCUGGCUGAGGGUGGAGUUGAAUCUGGGUCCUCUCAAUGUCUAUCCAGUACUGUAACCGCUGUACUGUACUGUAAACUGAUUCUCUGUUAAGACCAGUAUUUUGUCCCUAAACUGCUGAGGGUCAUAGCCUUGGAAGAUCAGCUGAUAUUUCUUCAACUUACAAAAGAAAUAGCUGAUAUUUGAUGGGGGGAUUACUUUAUGACUAA
Candoia aspera is the source of this 2398-nucleotide messenger RNA. It is a transcript of the gene NSDHL, whose product is annotated as NAD(P) dependent steroid dehydrogenase-like. Gene Ontology annotation, biological process: steroid biosynthetic process. The transcript is spliced from 7 exons. Bases 32 to 1069 code for a protein of 345 amino acids. Gene Ontology annotation, molecular function: 3-beta-hydroxy-Delta5-steroid dehydrogenase (NAD+) activity. NCBI's taxonomy places the organism in Eukaryota, Metazoa, Chordata, Lepidosauria, Squamata, Candoiidae. The record is from RefSeq and is a predicted model, not a curated record.